Balaenoptera acutorostrata (minke whale) is the source of this 1438-nucleotide messenger RNA. RefSeq names its product aspartate beta-hydroxylase domain containing 1 (gene ASPHD1). The record is from RefSeq and is a predicted model, not a curated record. Lineage: Eukaryota; Metazoa; Chordata; Mammalia; Artiodactyla; Balaenopteridae. The transcript is spliced from 3 exons. The coding region runs from base 281 to 1372 and encodes 363 amino acids.
GGAGAGAAUAAAGGAGACGGGGAGACAGAGGGUGGGGAAAGGAGAGACUGACGGGAGAGACAGGAAACUGGAGAGAGAGGAAACUGCCCUAAGGAGAAAGAAGAGGAGGAAAGAGGCGAAAGAGGAGGAGGAGAGAGUUGGAAGGAGAAAGAAGAAGGAGAGGAGAGAGAGGCAGAAGGAGAGGAAGGAAAGGAGAGUUAGAGGUACAUGAAGGAAGCGAGAAAGCAGGAGGUACAAGGUGGAGAGAGGACCUCAGAAGGAGAGAGAACCAAGAGUAGGAAUGUGGAAGGGAAACAGCCCAGGGUGUAACCAGGGAGCAGCCAUGGAAGGAACCGGUGGAGAACUGGGGGGACAAGGGAACUGGGGUCUGGAAGAUGCCCCAGGCCUCUUGGCCAGGGCCUCCCUGCCCAUCAUGCCUGCGUGGCCAUUGCCUCUGGCCUCGUCUGCCCUUACCCUGCUCCUUGGAGCUCUCACUUCCCUCUUCCUCUGGUACUGCUACCGCCUGGGCUCCCAAGAUAUGCAGGCCCUAGGGGCUGGGGCUGUCAGUGGUAGGCCUGGAGGGUGCUCUGAGGCUGGCAGACCAAGCCCACAGAGCUCUGGGGAGUCUGUGGAAGGACCUAGGACAGAAGGCCUAGUGAGCCGUCGCCUUCGGGCCUACGCCAGGCGCUACUCUUGGGCAGGGAUGGGUAGGGUGAGGCGGGCAGCUCAGGGUAGCCCAGGCCCUGGGGGAGGGCCAGGGGUCCUGGGCAUUCAGCGCCCAGGCCUGCUUUUCCUGCCAGACCUGCCCUCAGCCCCCUUCGUGCCACGGGAUGCCCAGCGGCAUGAUGUGGAGCUCCUGGAGAGCAGCUUCCCUGCCAUUUUGAGGGACUUUGGGGCUGUGAGCUGGGACUUCUCAGGGACUACCCCUCUGCCUCGGGGCUGGUCCCCACCACUGGCCCCUGGGUGCUACCAGCUCCUGCUAUACCAAGCAGGCCGGUGCCAACCCAGCAACUGCCGCCGGUGCCCGGGGGCCUAUCGAGCACUGAGGGGGCUGCGAAGCUUUAUGAGUGCCAACACCUUCGGCAAUGCUGGCUUUUCCGUCCUCCUGCCCGGGGCCCGGCUCGAGGGCUGCUGUGGGCCCACCAAUGCCCGAGUCAGAUGCCACCUGGGCCUGAAGAUCCCCCCUGGCUGUGAGCUGGUGGUCGGGGGUGAGCCCCAGUGCUGGGCUGAGGGACAUUGUCUACUGGUGGACGACUCCUUCCUGCAUACAGUGGCUCAUAAUGGCUCUCCUGAAGAUGGGCCUCGAGUGGUCUUCAUCGUUGACCUUUGGCAUCCCAAUGUGGCUGGGGCCGAACGCCAGGCCCUCGACUUUGUCUUCGCACCAGACCCUUGAAGGAAGGUGUUCCCUUCAGACAUCUGGGCUGGAGAGAUGCUGCGCUCGGGGAUGGCCUGAAUGGUA